Laccaria bicolor S238N-H82 is the source of this 1946-nucleotide messenger RNA. RefSeq lists its product as uncharacterized. The coding region runs from base 1 to 1896 and encodes 631 amino acids. Gene Ontology annotation, cellular component: nucleus; cytosol. Gene Ontology annotation, molecular function: ATP binding; ATP-dependent protein folding chaperone. The transcript is spliced from 5 exons. Gene Ontology annotation, biological process: protein folding. NCBI's taxonomy places the organism in Eukaryota, Fungi, Basidiomycota, Agaricomycetes, Agaricales, Hydnangiaceae. The record is from RefSeq and is a predicted model, not a curated record.
AUGUCCUCAAAAACGCUGCCGAAUGGCGGCGCUGAAGCCCCUACAGAAGUCUCAUUCUUACCGCCCGUUGUAGGCAUCAAUUUCGGCAACACUUACGCGUCAAUAGCGGAGGGUUUAGCGGAAUGUAUUGCUAACGAAGAUGGAGAGCGUCAAAUAGCGUGUGCUAUUGCAUUCCACGGCGAAGAAAUCUACAUCGGAAAUCAAGCAAAAAGUCAGCUGGUUAAGAACUCCAAAAACACCAUCACGGGUUUCCGAGAUUUACUGGGCAAAAGAUUCUCUGAAAUUCCUCAGUCACAAUCAACCACCUCCGCACCUAUAAUUCACCACCCGGAUGUUCUCGACGAACCGGCCUACAAGGUCGAAAUUCUCCAGCCAGCUCCUUCGCCCCUGCCCACAAGCAACGUUACAUCUCAGCUGAACACGCCCGCCGCCUCACAUGCCCCCACACCCCGCUCGGAACCUAUACCCGCCGAGCGCAUCCUCACCGUCUCCGAGGUAACAACCAUCUUCAUCAAAUCCCUCAUCCAAUCCGCCGAAGACUUCUUGGGCAAAAAAAUCCAAGGCGCCGUCAUCACUGUCCCAGCCUCGUUUUCUGAUACCCAACGUGCCGCGCUCGAAAGGGCUGCAUCGGAUGCUGGCGUCAAAAUCCUGCAGCUGUUAGACGAAGCAGGAGCUGCAGCAGCCACGACGACCACGGAUGUCUGGAGUACAGAUCUCCAAGCCGACCGCACCCAACUCAUUGUUGACCUGGGCGCCUCCUCCCUCUCCCUCUCUCUCCUAUCCAUCCGCGAAGGCCUCGCCUACGUCCUUGCUUCUUCCUCCCUCGCUAACGUAGGCGGAGAUCAGAUCGACGACAAGUUGAUCAAGUUCUUCGCUGCCGACUUUACGAAAAAGACUAAAACACCUCUUGCAGUGUGUCCGUCUACCGACAUCCAAGACAAACGAGCGGAAGCCAAGCUCCGACUAGCCAUCGAGCACACAAAGCGGACCAUCAGUGCCUCCCCGGGAGCUGCAACGUGCUCCGUUGAAUCGCUCAAAGAUGGUCUGGACUACACUGGCUCCAUCAACCGCAUGCGCUUCGACAUGGUUGCCAGCACCGUCUACACAGCCGUCGCAGAUUCCGUUGUCGCUCUGCUCGCCUCAGCCGCCGUUGACGCCCACGAAGUUGACGAAAUUGUCUACGUCGGUGGCACCACGUGUCUGCCUGGGCUUGACGAGCGCAUCUGCCUCGGGGCCGGCUUCAAUGAGGAGAUCGAAACACCUUUCUCUCGCGGUACAGUAGUAGGCGGAGGUGUAGGAGAUCCCACAACAAUCCUGGCUCGCGGCUGCGCUGCCCAGGCCGCGCUGAUCUCUUCCAUCAGCGAAGAUGCUGAGCUGAGUGAAGCCUUCACAAGGGACACCAAGGCCAACCACGUCAGAGCUAUCACGCGGACGCUGGGGGUUCUCCUACCCGACCCCACUGCGGAAAAGGUUGACAACAAGCCUUGGGGAGUCUGGGUGCCCGUGGUUCAAAAGGAGACCGCCCUCCCUGUGCGCAGAACGGUGACCCUUACGGAGGAGUCGAAACGGUUUGCCUUGGAGGUGUAUGAGGUUAAGGACACUAUCCGGGUCGAGAAGGUGCAGCCGCCCAAGGCCGAGGUAGAUGGCGAUGACGAGGAAGAGGAGGAGGAGGAGAUCGAAAUCAAGCACAAGACCGUUACCAAUCCUGUUCUACUCGGAGCGCUCGAAUUGGAAGCACUUCUUGGGAUCAAAGCUAAAGGGAAAGGCCCUCAAGCCGGCAAGUGGACCACGACGGUUGAGGUACAAUUUAUUGUCGGUAUUGAUGGGGAUUUGGAGGUUGAUGUGAAGGAGGUUGGCAAGGAUGGCACCAGUGGUCAACUUAGAGUGCCUGCAUAGUAGAGAUCCAGUUUUAUCAUGUUUUCGCUAUACAAAUAUCCUUCUAUAUC